Molecule: messenger RNA, 1023 nt
Organism: Talpa occidentalis (Iberian mole)
Lineage: Eukaryota; Metazoa; Chordata; Mammalia; Eulipotyphla; Talpidae
Product: mastin-like
Exons: 5
Coding region: 127-975 (282 amino acids)
Biological process (GO): proteolysis
Molecular function (GO): serine-type endopeptidase activity
Source: RefSeq, a predicted model, not a curated record
GGCGGGGCAGCGGCUCCUGCCCCCGGGGCUGCGCUCGCCCAGACACGGCCGGGGAGCGGGUGGCGCGGGAGACCAGGACCCAGUGUGUGGCCAGGCCGUGCGGGCUCUGAGCGCCCCUUCUCUGCAAUGCUGUGGCUGCUGCUCCUGGCGCUCCCCGGCCCGGGGGGCUCGGCGCCCCUGAUGGCGGAGUCUCGCUUGAACCCCGGGUUGGUGGCCAUCGUGGGGGGGUGUCCCGUCUCGCCCAGGAGGUACCCGUGGCAGGUCAGCCUGCGGUACUACAGCAAGGAGACCGACCGCUGGGAGCACCUGUGCGGCGGCUCCCUCGUCCACCCCCGGUGGGUGCUGACGGCCGCGCACUGCGUCCAGCCGGACGACUUGGAGGCCUGCGCCUACCGGGUGCAGCUGGGGCAGCUGCGGCUCUACCACCACGACCGGCUGAGGAAGGUGGCCCAGGUCAUCCGCCACCCCAAGUUCAACCACAGCCUGUCCGCCGAGGGGGGCGGGGACAUCGCCCUGCUGCAGCUGGAGGCCCCCGUGAUGCCCUCAGAGCUCGUCAGCCCGGUGGCCCUCCCCCCUGCGGGGCUGGGGGUGCAGCCGGGGACCAGGUGCUGGGUGACCGGCUGGGGAGCCGUUGAAUUCAACACGCCCCUGCCCUGGCCCUACGACCUGCAGGAGGUGGAGGUCCCGGUGGUGGGGGCCCAGGAGUGUGAGCGGCGGUACCAGGGAACCUCCUCCCAGCCCGGCCGCCAGGUCAUCCUCGAUGACAUGCUGUGCGCCGGCAGCCAGGGCCUGGACUCCUGCCAGGGCGACUCUGGGGGCCCCCUGGUGUGCCGCCAGAACUGCAGCUGGGUGCAGGUGGGGGUCGUGAGCUGGGGCCGGCUGUGCGGACUCGGAGACCUCCCCGGGGUGUACACCCGCGUGACCAGCUACCUGUCCUGGAUCCGCCAGUUCGUGCCUCCGUCUGCCCCGCGCUAGGGGCCGCCUGUCAGGCAGACCCUCUCCCCGGGACGCGCUGCUGCUCCC